UCAAAAUUAUUCAAAAAACAAAAAAAAAAAACACAAGAAACGCAAAACAUAAUCGAGCAAAUAUAUGAUAAAAAGAGAAUUGCCGAUAGCGCUAAAAAGUAAAUGAACAUAAAGAAUACGAAUGACGCGUGAAACUGUUGCUGCCGCAACGUUACAAAUCGACGUAUAUACAACGACCGCUGACAACAGCACAUGUGCGCGUAGAGAAACCGCAGCAGCACCAGCAACAAUUGCACCUUUGGCAGCGAGUGUGAAGCGUGCAAAUCACCGUCGAGUAAAUUUGUCGAAAUUUAAUUCGACAACGGCAACAAAAACAACAAAUUGUUACAAUUCAUACGACCGCGACAGGACGCGCUCGACCACACUUUUAAAAUCAAUAACGACGAAGCGACGCGACGGCGAUUUUAUUGUAUUGCAUUAAGUUUGCAAAGGAAUUUUUGCAUUUCAUCGGUUAGCGAAUACAAAUGAAAACGUCGCUUGUGAACGCGUUCAAUUUCGGCUACUCCAGUCGCCCCGUGUACGAGGGCGAACAACGGCACGUACUUCAAUACGAGCAGCAACAGCUGCAACAGGACCAACUGCGGGCAGCAGAACAAGACGAGCCUCAGCAGCAACAAGAGCAGACACUGCAACAACAACAACAACGCAAUUAUCAAACGCCGCGUACGUAUCAACAAGAACAACAACAACAACAACAAUCACAACAGACUCGUCAACAGCAUCAACGUUAUCACGACAAACAGUCCGAACCAGAGCAGCUGGAUCGACAGCAACAAGAGAAUUCUGCCGCUGCCACGUCGACAAUUGUCUACCCCUUCGUGGCAGCGCAUAUAAAGCACUCGCCGUGCGAUUUUGAGGACGGUGAACAACAACAAAAUCAACAGCAAAAACAUCUGCACAAGCGUGCGGGUACAGUCAUCGCCGAAGCUAUAGCAGAUAGUAGCGACGACGAUAUAAACGGUCAUAAUAAUUUGGCGCAGAGUGUAAUUUAUAUUGACGAUAGCAAUUGCGAUCAGCCGCUGGAACAGCGACAACCGCUAAAAGAGACCAACGGUGAUAACUGUGUCAUCACCAGCAGCAGCAGCAGCAGCAGCAGCUACAACAACAACAACAACAACAACAACAGUAAUAAUAAUACUAGUAAACUUGCCACUAAUAACGAGAUAAGUGUAGUUACAUCGACGAAGCGGCAGCAAACGUCCACGUUACGUUAUCCCUCUUCCGCUGCGUCAAGYAAAUACCAGUAUAGUAAUCAGCAGCAGCAGCAAAGGCAGCCGGUGCAGCAGAAAAUAUUGAGCAAACGCAAGCGUGAAACAGAGUGUGAUUGCGGUUGCGUUGAUUCAUACACAUCGUCGUCCUCGUACAACGGUUCUGGCGCCGCCGUGUCCAUUUGCUUAAGCAACAGCAAUAGCGAAGCUGUCGGAGUUGGUGUUAUAAGCAGCACGACCGCAGUAGCAGCAGCAACUGCUUCAGCGCAAACGGCAAGCAGCAAUUCGGAAACGCUGGCAGCGGUGGCGACAACGACGGCAACCAACAGCCUCAAGACGGCGCACACAAAAGUCGCUACGUCUGGGGGGCACGCCAACACGCAGCCCCCCAGCAAGCGUUCGAGCAGCGGUGCCGACGGUGAUUAUCAGCUGGUGCAACAUGAGGUGCUCUAUUCGCUCUCCGCCGAGUAUGAGGUCUUGGAGUUUUUGGGACGUGGCACGUUCGGCCAAGUGGUUAAAUGCUGGAAACGUGGCACGUCGGAGAUUGUGGCUAUUAAGAUCUUAAAGAAUCAUCCUUCGUAUGCACGUCAGGGACAAAUUGAAGUAUCGAUUCUAUCGCGUCUCAGUCAAGAAAAUGCUGACGAGUUCAAUUUUGUGCGUGCUUUCGAGUGUUUCCAACACAAGAACCACACGUGUUUGGUUUUUGAAAUGCUCGAACAGAAUUUAUAUGAUUUCCUUAAACAAAAUAAGUUUUCACCGCUACCUUUGAAAUAUAUACGGCCCAUUUUAGAGCAGGUUUUAACGGCGUUGCUAAAAUUAAAGCAACUUGGUUUGAUUCAUGCAGAUUUAAAGCCGGAAAAUAUAAUGUUGGUAGAUCCAGUAAGACAACCUUAUAGGGUGAAGGUUAUAGAUUUUGGCAGUGCGUCGCAUGUCAGCAAAACGGUAUGCAACACUUACUUGCAGUCCCGUUACUAUCGUGCACCUGAAAUUAUUUUGGGUUUGCCAUUUUGUGAGGCAAUUGACAUGUGGUCGCUGGGUUGUGUGGUGGCCGAGUUGUUCCUGGGUUGGCCCUUAUAUCCGGGCUCAUCUGAAUUCGAUCAAAUAAGGUACAUAUCACAGACACAGGGUCUGCCUACAGAGCACAUGCUGAACAGCGCCUCAAAGACAUCAAAGUUUUUCUAUCGCGACGUUGAUUCGACGUAUCCGUUUUGGCGCCUGAAGACCACCGAGGAACACGAGGCAGAGACUAAUACGAAAAGCAAGGAGGCACGCAAAUAUAUAUUUAAUUGCUUAGACGAUAUUGGUCAGGUAAAUGUACCAACUGACUUGGAAGGCGGUCAAUUGUUGGCCGAGAAAACGGAUAGACGCGAGUUUAUUGAUCUGUUAAAGCGUAUGCUAACCAUUGAUCAAGAGCGUCGUCUUACGCCAGCUGAGGCGUUGAAUCACUCCUUUGUACGCCUCACACACCUAGUUGACUACGUCUAUUGUAAUAAUGUGAAAGCCUCGGUGCAGAUGAUGGAAGUAUGCCGACGUGGCGAUUUCCAUACCGUGCAACCAGCUUCUACAUUGGUUACCAAUUUUGUACCGAGCACUACGGAGAAUAUGACGUUCACCAUCAACAAUCAACUGACCAGUCAAGUGCAGCGUUUGGUGCGUGAACGUCCACUAGCCUAUGAGGGUCUUUAUCAAAUCUACGGCGGUCGCAAUGUCGGCCGUCAGUACACACAGGGACGCGCCGAUGCGUUCCAACAUCAAUUAAAUAUUUUGUGUCCAUCAUCUUAUCAAACUAUGCCCAGUCCCACCAAGCACGUGGUUGUUGGCAGCGCCACAAUGCAGCCACCAUUGCAAGUUCCUCCACAGCAGUAUGUCAAUGUGCCUGUGCCAGUGUCGAUGGUGGAACCGGCUUCCGGACAACGCAUGUUGCUUACCAAUCGUGUACAAGCCAGCGGCGUGGCUUGGCCGCAAACCGGUCGACAAAUGGCUUUAGUGCCUUCGUGGCAGCAAGCGCCAGCACAUUCGCUAAUUGUCGAUUCGGCACCAUUUUUGAAUGUUGAGGAGAUUUAUCCGAAACACCACUUGAAUAUACCCAGAAAUGAUCUCAAGAAGGAGUCGCCAGUGCAACAUUUAGUCACUAAGAGCAACUCGUAUCGUGUGCCGCGCCACGAUAAAAAGGAAAAUAAUCAGUUAUCACCGGUUAAGAAGCGUGUGAAGGAGAGUUCACCGCCACACCAGCAGCGCUACAACCGCGCCUCACAUGUUUCGCCGCAGUACCAUAGUCACCACAAUUGCAACUAUGGCAGCAACUACAACAGCAAUGCCGGCCCAGUUAUUACUUCGGCAUCGUCUGGUAACAUUGUUAGCCAAAAUAGCAACAAUGGUGGUGGUCACCAUCAUCACAGCAGCAAUUCGGCCAAUCAACAGCAUGUGAUCAGCAGCAGCAGCAGCAAUGGUGGUGGCGGUGGUGGCGGCUAUAGCAAUAGCAAUCAUCAUAUUGUCAACAAUUGCAGCGGCAACAACAGUGUUGGUGGCAACUAUCACCACCAAACACAUCACACACAGCAGCAUCAGCCGACUCAGCAAGCGGUGCAACAUUCGCACCAGCAUCAUGGCGCUAUUGUAAAGCAGCAAACAAUUACUAUACACGACACGCCAUCACCUUCGGCUGUCAUAACGAUUUCGGAUAGCGAGGAUGAGGGUAAUGAGCCACCCGCCCCGGCACCGGUCGCACCGGUAAUGAAGCAACGCGCACAUGCGCAGUCGCAAACGAACCCUGCUUUAUUGCAGCACUCGUCAUCAUCCUCGUCGUGUCGUGCUAAUGGCCACCAACAUCAGGUGCAGUCACAGCAGCAACAACAGCCGCAACAUGUACACCAUCACCACCAUCAGACACAUCAGCAGGUGCAGCCGCAGCCGCAGCCACAACAGCAGCAGCAGCAGCAAAUUCAGCCGCAGCAUCAGCAUCAUACUGCUAACAUCUAUGGUAAUACAUCAACAACCACAUCAACGUCUACUAGUAGCAUCACUAAUCAUUCAAAGGCAAAGUUAUCACAUGAGCCACAAACGCAUACGAAUUCGUAUACGCAUUCAAAUCUAACCCAUAGCGCUGAUGUCAGCAUCAAGUGUCAAAGUAGUUCGAACAGUAGCCAUAGCCAUAGCAAUAGCAAUAACAGUAAUCCAAGUAAUAACAUUAAUAGCAAUAGUCAAGGCGGUGGCGUACAUAACAAUCAUAAUAACAAUAAUAAUAAUAACAAUAGCAACCACAAUAGUAGCAAUAGCAGUAGUAACAGUAAUCAAUAUGCCACCGCCGCCCGCAGUACAGCAACAAAUGCUGUGCAGGGCGGAAGCGGAAGUGGAACUGGAUUUGGUGGUGCAGGAGCCGGAGCAGAUAUUGCAAUGGGCGCCGCCGCGGUCGCCGCAUGCUCGGCACAGCAACAUGUGCAGCAGCACGCACACUCGCACUCGCAUACGCAUCAUCAUCAUCAUAAUUCACAUCAUCAUCAUCAUCAGACGCCGACACAGCCACAGCUUAUGCAGCCACAAUAUAUUGCAAGCACUCACCAUCAUCAAUCAAUGCCACAACCACAGCCACAGCAGCAGCAAUGCGGCAGCCUCUCUCACAAUUCCGUCUCCGCAUCCUCUACCGCAACCAACACCAAUUCCAAUUCUACUUCUACUUCCACCCACCACCAUUACACUAGCAACAGUAGCAGCAGCAAUCAUCAUCAUCAUGUUGCUAGCAACAUCUCCGCCAUAUCCUCAAAUACGAACAAUUCUUCCCAUCCAUCCUCUAACGUAUCCACCACCACCAAUCCCUAUCCACCACCCAUGCUAUCCACAUCCACCACAGCCUCUUCCUCAACCACCAGCAUCGCUCAUCGUCACAGCAAACAUGUACAGUUAGUAAUCCCAUGCGUAACCGUAGGUGAUAACGACACAGAUGAGGUGCGCCGACGCGGCAGUCAUGCACACAGCGGUGGCAACAGUCCCAGGCAGCAACAGCAACAGCAUCAUCAGCACCAGCAACAACAACAACAGCAGUUGCAGUCAUCCUCUUCACACCAUCAUCAUCAACAACCACAACAGCACCAACCGCAACCACAGCACCAACAACAGCCGCAGCAGCAGCAACAAUAUCAGCAGCCUGCUCAGCAGCAGCAACAACAACAGCAACAGCCUAAUAUUAAAUACGAACCGGGGCAAUCGCAGAAAAAGCGCAUCUUGGCCAUGGCCCAGAAUGAGUGCUACAACAAUGGCGGCAACGGCGGUGUUGGCUGCAGCGGCAGUUUAGGCAAUCAAACCGCCAGUUUGCCGCAUUUGCCAACCAAACAAGAGCCGGCCGAAUUCUACGAGUAUCCGCCACAGCAUGCCACAUCGGUUGUUGUAGACAACAAGCGUUCUUCAUGGGCAGCCACAGCCACACAAGCGCCACCGGCACACCAUAAACGUGAGGUCACCUCGACGGCCUCCUCUGCCUCGGCCUAUGUACAGCAUACGGCCUCAACAGCAGCAGCUGCACCGCCAUUGGCACAUUCGAAGAGCUCAUCUUCGGCUGUCGGCGGUGCUGUGGCAGUUGGUGCAGUUUCUGGUGCCGCUGCAGGUCCGCCCUCGUGGGGUGCACCACAAGUAUACCAUCGUCAGCAGCAAACUCACGCUGCUGUACAGGUGGUUGCACCGUCGGCGCAACAGCAGCAACAACAACAACCGCAACAUCAUCAGCAUCAAGCGAAUACACCAAUCGGUGGUUCGCCUGCCGCGGCCACUGCAGUUAUGCUCCAGCCAGAUAUCUAUGCCCAGGGUGAUAUGUAUCGCCGCCCAACUGUGUUUGUGUCGCAGGCGACUCCUACAUAUGCAUACAAUCGUGCGGCAGUGGCGCCACCCCCCGCACACAACAGCUCGAGCCGUCAGGUAAUACCAUCGCAUCCACUACCCGCCCAUAUACAUUUCCCCACACAGUACAGCCAAUUUGGUCCACUAAGUCCAGCACAAGUUGCCGCCAGCAAGCAUGCGCAUUACGCACCGACGAACAUAUGGUACGGUGGAGAAUAAACUGGUUUAAAACACUCGAAUCGUUUCUAACUGAUUGUGUUGGCGGCAGCAACGACAGAUUUACGAACACCAAAUGCAAUACAAAGCACUACAAAACCAAUUACAACAAUAAUAACAGUGGUAGUUUAGGCGACUUGCCGCAGUAUUUGCAAACAAGCGCCCAACUACAACAAAAACAACAAGAUUUUAAAUUACCAGCGUGCACACGGUACGCGCUGAACGCUGAAAGUGAAGCGGCUGCAACAGAAACCAACACAACAACAACAAUUGAGGAUAAUCAAAAUUUGUCUUUUACACGCUGGUGGUUUAUGCUGAUGCAACAAACCAUCAACUACAAUUACAGCAACAUAUUGCAACGAACGAACACUGCAACGGCAACAGCAACAACAUCGCUACCAGCAGCAUUUUUAGAUGAGCUACUUGGGAAUGUAGCAAACAUAUUUUCAAGUGAAUAAAUUGCAACUAUAAAUAUUAAUGCGUCUGCUACCGCCACAGGCAGCGGUAGCUGGCGCACACAACAAAUACCAAAUUGCGUUGAUUAGAAUUGUAUUUCACCAACUGUAUAUAGCGUAUGUAGAUUUGAUGAUACAACAAAAACUUACUGAAAUAUUGCCGAUGAAAUUACUUUUCACUUACAUAAAUAUGGAGUACGCAGCGGAGUCUCUCAACUACAUAAUUAACAAAUGUAAUUAGACAGUUACUUUAACUUAUUAACACACA
Molecule: messenger RNA, 6974 nt
Organism: Bactrocera latifrons
Lineage: Eukaryota; Metazoa; Arthropoda; Insecta; Diptera; Tephritidae
Gene: Hipk
Product: homeodomain-interacting protein kinase 2
Exons: 12
Coding region: 465-6254 (1929 amino acids)
Biological process (GO): peptidyl-threonine phosphorylation; peptidyl-serine phosphorylation
Cellular component (GO): nucleus; cytoplasm
Molecular function (GO): protein tyrosine kinase activity; protein serine/threonine kinase activity; ATP binding
Source: RefSeq, a predicted model, not a curated record